This is a messenger RNA of Rhododendron vialii, 2574 nucleotides long. RefSeq names its product BRASSINOSTEROID INSENSITIVE 1-associated receptor kinase 1-like. Lineage: Eukaryota; Viridiplantae; Streptophyta; Magnoliopsida; Ericales; Ericaceae. The transcript has 13 exons. Gene Ontology annotation, molecular function: protein kinase activity; ATP binding; protein binding. The record is from RefSeq and is a predicted model, not a curated record. Gene Ontology annotation, biological process: protein phosphorylation. Bases 396 to 2324 code for a protein of 642 amino acids.
UCGUCGUCGCCAACGACUUUUGAAACGUCUACCCCCCUUCGUCACGUACCGUUAGAACUCUCUCUCUCUCUCUCUCUCUCUCUCUCUCUCUCUCUCUCUCUCACGCACACACGCACACAGUUCUUCCAGUCAUUCCCUUGCUAUUAAUUUCUGACUACGACGAAGACUACCACUACUAUUCCUGUUCAGCCUCCCAUUGUCCGCGUCUAAUGGCUCCCAAUUGCCUUCGGGAAUUAGGGCCAAUUAUGGUUUUUCUAGCUUUUCUUUUGGAAAUGUAAAAUUUAACUACUUGUGUUGUGUUCUGUGUUUUAGUGUGGUUGAGUGAAGAGUUUUUAUUUCGGAAGUGAGGUUUUUAGCUGGAGGGGGGAAGAGGAGGAGGGGUAUUUUACGUCUUCAUGGAGUUCUGGGCCUCUUCUUUUACUACUAGUAUUUGCCUAAUUCUGGUGGCUUCUCGGUUAUCACCGGCCUCCGGCGAUAUCGAAGGCAAUGCUUUGAAUGCGCUGAAGAACAGCUUAGUUGAUCCUAACAACGUUUUACAAACUUGGGGUCCUACACUUGUCAAUCCCUGCAACUGGUUCCAUGUCACGUGCAACAAUCAAAACAGUGUUACAAAAGUUGCUCUUGGGAAUGCAAAUUUAACUGGACAACUCGUUCCACAACUUGCGCACCUUCGAAGUUUGGAGUACCUAGACCUUAAUACUAACAACAUAAGUGGACAAGUUCCUGAAGAGUUUGGGAAUUUGACGAACUUGGUGAGCUUGGAUCUUUAUCUCAACAACUUGAGUGGUCCCAUCCCGAAAACGUUGGGCAAUCUUCAGAUCUUACGUUUCCUGCGGCUCAACAACAACAGUUUGUCAGGGAAUAUUCCUGCGUCGUUGACUACCAUCCCAACACUUGAAGUCCUUGAUCUAUCAAACAACCGUUUGACAGGAGUAAUUCCAGUUAAGGGCUCGUUUUCACGUUUUACUAAUGCCAGUUUUGCAAAUAAUGAUUUGGUAUAUCCUCCGGUUGCUCCACCUCCUCCACUUCCGCCCUCACCACAAUCCACUUCUCAAGGUGCUCCACCUCCUCCACUUUUGCCCUCACCCCAAUCCACUUUUCAAGGUGUUGCAUCUCCUCCACUUUUGCCCUCACCCCAAUCCACUUUUCAAGAUAGAGUAGGCAAUAUUGCUGGAGCCAUUGCUGGUGCUGCUGCCGUACUAAUUGCUGCCCCUGUAAUCGCACUCAGUUAUUGGCGACGAAGGAAACUAUUAGAUCAUUUCUUCGAUGUACCUGGGGAUCUGGAAGUUCAUCUAAAACAGCUCAAGAGGUUUUCUCUGUCUGAACUACAAAUUGCGACAAACUAUUUUAACAACAAAAAUAUUAUAGGAAGGGGUGGAUCCGGUAAGGUCUACAAAGGACGAUUGGCUGAUGGCUCUCUCGUGGCAGUAAAAAGACUAAAAGGGGAGCGUACUCACGGUCGGGAGCUGCAGUUUCAAACUGAAGUAGAAUUGAUUAGCAUGGCUGAUCAUCGAAAUCUUCUACGCCUACAUGGAUAUUGCAUGACGCCAACUGAACGGGUUCUUGUCUAUCCCUAUAUGGCUAAUGGAAGUGUUGCAUCAUGUUUAAGAGAGCGACCCGAAUCGCAAGCCCCACUUGAUUGGCCGACAAGAAAGCAAAUUGCGUUGGGAGCUGCAAGAGGCCUUGCGUAUUUGCACAGUCAUUGUGACCCAAAGAUCAUUCAUCGUGAUGUCAAAGUUGCAAAUAUAUUGUUGGAUGAGGAGUUUGAAGCAGUUGUUGGAGACUUUGGGUUGGCUAAACUAAUGGAUUACAAGGAUACUCAUGUUACCACAGCUAUACGUGGCACAAUUGGCCAUAUUGCCCCUGAGUACCUCUCCACUGGGAAGUCUUCAGAGAAAACUGAUGUCUUUGGUUACGGGGUCAUGCUUCUUGAACUCAUCACUGGACGGAGUGCUUUUGAUCUUGCUCGGCUUGGUAAUGAUCAUGGUGUCAUGUUGCUCGAUCGGGUAAAAGGACUUCUGAACGAAAAGAAGUUGGAAAUGCUGGUUGACAUGGAUAUGCAGGGUCAUUAUGUCCAUGAAGAGGUGGAAGAACUUAUCCAGGUGGCGUUGCUUUGCACACAGGAAUCUCCCAAUGAACGUCCCAAGAUGUCAGAAGUUGUCAGAAUGCUUGAAGGUGAUGGCUUGGCAGAGAGGUGGGAAGCAUGGCAGAAGGAGGAGGUGUCCCGCCUAGAGUUUAGCAAUACCCAACACACAACUGCUGAUUGGAUAAUUGCUGAUUCGACUGCCAACCUCCGCCCAGUUGAAUUGUCCGGUCCGAGAUGACCCUUCAUGUUUUUACAUUUGCCACGUCAUAGGCAAUUCUCUUUGUUUGGUCAUAUCUUUAUGGAUAUGAUUCCCUUCCCUUCCCUUCUCUUCUGCUUUUUUUUUUGUUGGUCUCAUUUUUAAUAUAUGAGGUUGAUAAUGUGGUCAAUUUUCAGGCGAUGGAGGCAUCGGUAUACCUGAAACCAAGUAGACUCUGCACGCUAAUCAUUAGUGACUAGUGGUCAAUUAUCACAAAGCUAUUUUAUCCCAA